AUGGAGGAUCAACCGAGCACUAGCGCAAAGCGUAAGUCGGACUCCGUGAACGACAACGAUGAUAAGGAGAACACUCCGGGGCCCUCGUGCGCCAAAUAUUCGGGCCCCGUUACCCGGAGCCGCACCAAGAGACCCCGUUUCGUCUCGAUGGUGGGACGGAAGCUGUGCUGGUGCACCGGAACGCCGGGCGAAGUCCGUCCGAACGACGGGCCGAAUGCGUGUCCGUGUGGGGGACGAAGCAGCGAAGGGGAUUCGCAUAUGGCCAUCAAAUGGCUGAAGCUGCCGGCAGGUACGACGUUCGCCGUGCAGCCGCAGUCGUGGGUGACCCUCGACGAGUUCUCCGAGCAGGCCGAGGCCGGAUUGGAUGACGACGGCGACGAGAAUUUGUUGCGAAAGCUACUUUCGGAUAAGGAACUCCAAUGCCGCCAAAUCGUAGAUGGAUUGAGGUACAUGAGGAGAAGAUACUAUGGCGCAGUGAAGGAACUAGAGUUCAUCAAGCAAAACCCGACAAGGUCGUUGUCCACUUACAACGCCUCCGUGUGGCUGAACCAGCAUUUCCAAUGGACAAGAAGGUUCAGAACAGUCCUGCAGGACACCUUCCACAUUUCCGACUUCCGUAGACAGCAAACUGAAAUAAUUAAUUUCACUAUGUGCAGAAUGGACGUUGUGGCAGUCGUGCCCUCUUCCGUGGGCAAAAGCAUUACGUUCCAGCUUCCUGCGUCCGUGUCCAGCAUGUUCACGUUGGUCAUUGAGCCGAACGAUGCCGUAAUCGUCGACCAGCUGAUCCUCAUGAGUAGCCUGAACAUACACUGUGCUGGUGUGAUUGAGGGAACAUCGGGUCAUGAUAUGGACAUAAUCGAGAACUUCAUGACUGGCAGGAAGCCUCUCCUGUUCAAAAUUCUUUACGUCAAACCGUCGGUGUUCACCAGGGACAAUUUCCUGGAUAAGCUUUACACUGCUUACGAAAUUAACAACUUGGAUAGAAUUGUAAUUGAUGAAAUGCAGUGCUGUUCACCGCACAGCCAUGACUUCCGACAGGAGUACAUAAACAUUUACACCUUAAAGAGACGAUUACCAAACGUCCCCAUUUUGGCGAUGACUUCUGCGGCCCCCAAGAAGGUGGUGGAGGACUGCAAAGAAUUACUACGUCUAACACAAGCUGUAGAGGUUUCAGCCUCCUUUAAUAUGGCCAACAUAUUCUACAGGACCUUGUACAGACCAGACACCAUUGAGGAUCAAGUUGGUUUCUUCACUUCACUCCUGGCAACUGCUCCCAACAAAACGGGGUUGAUAUUCGUGUACAACGAUGAUGAUUGUGUUGGCCUCGCUCGUCGCUUGAGGGAAGCGAAAAUAAAUGCCAGAGCUUACCACGGUGGGCUAUCCUCGGCAAUCAAGAAGAGUAUAUACAAGGACUGGAUCAGUGGUGUUGAUGACAUACUCGUUACCACAUCAGUUUUGGGCAUGGGAAUUGAUUUUAAGAACACAUACUUCGUCAUUCACGCGUCAACCCCAAAGAACUUGUCUGUCCUCUACCAAGAGAGCUGCAGGAGUGGCAGAGGAGGCAGGAAAGGCGUGAGCUUGCUGUUGUACACUAUAGAGGACAUUUUCGAUGAGCUAGCAAAAUGCAUGAAUGAAUAUAGGGACCCAACUGAGUACAUACAAAUGCUCCGUUACUGCACCUACGUGAACUCGUGCCGUCGCAAAUGCCUGGCCGAGUAUUUCGCCGAAGAGUACGUCACAGAAAUAUGUCGGAACAUGUGUGACGUUUGUCGUUCGCGGUCUGACGACACAGUCGAAUUCCUGACGGUGUGGUACGACGUGUGUCCCGUACUACAUGACUUCCACGCCAUCCUGGGUCGCUAUGGCAGGCCACUGAGUAUGAACACGCUGGUUGAUAUCUGGUCCGAGACAUCCAAUACGAAAAUAUCACACAUGGAGACCUUGUACAUCGCCAGCUAUUUCAUAUGCGAGGGCUAUUUGAUCCCUGCCAAGGGAGAGGAAAACAGUGGUUUUUCCGUUAAGUUUGCGGAAAAAUUCAAUAGCAAAGAUCACAUCAAGAUGUGCUUCGCCUUCCCGUUCUAUCUCGACGGCUUUACUGUGGUUAUUCCGCCCUCCCGUGCUCCGGUCAAGAAGGGACGUGAGCUAAAUGUAGUUUAACGACAGUAAGAAUUUACCACUGCAUAGAAAUUCCCGUUUACAUUUUGAUUUUCAUUGCAAUUGUUAUUUUUUAGUUAUG
Molecule: messenger RNA, 2236 nt
Organism: Aethina tumida (small hive beetle)
Lineage: Eukaryota; Metazoa; Arthropoda; Insecta; Coleoptera; Nitidulidae
Product: putative ATP-dependent DNA helicase Q1
Exons: 6
Coding region: 1-2157 (718 amino acids)
Biological process (GO): double-strand break repair via homologous recombination
Cellular component (GO): chromosome; cytoplasm
Molecular function (GO): four-way junction helicase activity; 3'-5' DNA helicase activity; ATP binding
Source: RefSeq, a predicted model, not a curated record